This is a messenger RNA of Nestor notabilis (Kea), 909 nucleotides long. It is a transcript of the gene RNASEH2B, whose product is annotated as ribonuclease H2, subunit B. NCBI's taxonomy places the organism in Eukaryota, Metazoa, Chordata, Aves, Psittaciformes, Psittacidae. Gene Ontology annotation, cellular component: nucleoplasm; ribonuclease H2 complex. The annotation marks the transcript as partial. The record is from RefSeq and is a predicted model, not a curated record. Gene Ontology annotation, biological process: ribonucleotide metabolic process; RNA catabolic process. The transcript is spliced from 11 exons.
AGUCCAAUACAACUGAUGGAUGCAUCACCUACAUUUUUAGAUGGACUUUAGGCUGCUACUGACUUUCCUGAGACACCUGACAGUGAACCUUUGUUUACAAAGCUGCGCAAUCCAAGCACAGGGGAAGCAACCCUUUACUUAUUCAAUAGUGGUGCACAGCAGCUGUUUGAAGUAAAAGCUUUUCAUGAGGAAAAUCGUUCUUGGUUUAUAGGUCAGACUGUUCAACAAGAUGGGCGCCUGCUGUUUGUUACACCGAUGGACCCCUUAUUUCUGGUACUUUACUACCUCAUAAAGGCAGACAAGGAGCAACAAGGAAAGUUUCAGCCACUCGAUCAAGUUGUGCUAGACUCAGACUAUCCUAACUGCCCGUUGCUGCUGAAGUGUGCAGAUGUUAAACAGUACAUACAUCAUAUAACAGAAGUAAAAGACAUUGGCAGCCAGAAAUUCCACAAAUACAGCCGAGAGAAGACGCUGAAGUGGUUAAAGAAAAAGGUCAAUCAAACAGUGAAAGCACUUAAAAGCAACAAUAUAAUUGUAGGUGAAAGGGUAUAUGCAGCUACAUUUAUCAGCAGUAAACAGAUCACAGAUACUGAAGAAGACUAUGUACGCUAUGCCCAUGGGUUAAUAUCAGAAUAUAUUCCUGACGAUCUGAGUAAGGAGUUGUUAAAAUACUUAGGGCUCCCAGAACUUAAAAACCCAGCAGCAGAGCCACCAUUGAAGAAAAGGAAAUUAUCAGAUGCCCCUGUGGAAGCAGAAGAAGACUAUACUAAGUUUAACAGCAGCAAUCUGAAAACCAAAAAGGCAAACAGCAAGAUGUCUGCAGCGCAGAAGGCUUUGGCCAAAGUUGAUAAAACUGGAAUGAAAUCAAUUUCUGCUUUCUUCAGCUCCAAACCUAAAGCAUCAAAAUAA